This is a messenger RNA of Schistosoma spindalis, 3071 nucleotides long. The record is from the annotation of a GenBank genome assembly. NCBI's taxonomy places the organism in Eukaryota, Metazoa, Platyhelminthes, Trematoda, Strigeidida, Schistosomatidae.
AAUACGUAACGACUUUGAAAUGUCGCGCUACGGUUUCCCAGCGAUUAUAUACUUAACAUUGUUUGCAGUUCUAAUUUCUACUUCCGAAUAUCAGAUUUCUUGAACCUUACGCUCAUUACUUCUCAUUGCUUUCGACUGCUUCUUUUAUUAUAUAUAAGUGUAUUAUUUGUCUCUACUCAGUCGUCUGCUCAGUUUCCUCUCUUAUUUAAAAGUUCACUCACAGUUCUCGCAUUCCUCCUUCCUGCUUUCUUUUCAGUGAGAAAACAACAUUGUUGUAGGAUUUAAUUUGCCCUACAGUUGUUGUGCUAGAGCUGUUAACACAAUACGGGCGACUUCAAAGUAUGUGAAAGCUAUAGUCAGAUCAAGGACAAUUUGGCGCUAAACUUCAUCUGUUUUUAAACGUAAAAAUAACAAUCGAUUGGUUUAAUAAUCAGAGAAGUUAUAGUUACUAAGUGGAACGCACAAACAUACCAUCCAAUAUAGUGUGUCUUAGCGAAAAGAAUAGAUUUUUUGAGUCACGCUGAUAUAAUAGUAUAAUGAUAUCCUUCAAUUGGCAGGACAUAUCAAUAGAAAUAGUCUGUAGACCCAUCAGACCAGAUUAACGUGGUGGGAGCUUAAGCAACUAUUUGAUUGACUAGUUAUGGAAAUAAAUGACAAUUGUUUACUUGAACAUAUAUUUGUCUGUGAAAUAAUUCGCAGCCUUCCGUAUUAAGAAUAGGAGUUCAAACUACUUUAGUCCUUGCAAUUUGUCGUACCGUGAAGAUCCAAUCUAUUUAAAUGUACGAACGGGUGCUGAUAUUGUAUGUUCAGGUAGAGAAUUCCUGCAAUUCACUACUUGAUGCAAGAAACGGUACUCCAGACGUAGAUGAAUCAAUCUCGAUCUUCGAAAUCUAUUCUCAGAUGAUCAAUUCUACGUGGAAGGAAAGAUAAGUAAUUAAUACCAAGAUAAUCGAUUAGCAUACGAUUCCCUUGGAUAUAUUGCUCUCCAUAAUUCCUUAGCACACGACGUACUUUCUGGUUAGACGCAAAUCUAUCAAAGACUGAACGUUAAAAUUUCACUUUUUAUCAAGUUAACAUGUGGUUCACCAAAUUUAAAAGUUUAAACCAUGUUUUGAUGUCCCAAGCCUUUCGGAACUCUACCAAAGCACAUACUUUCGACAUAGCCGUUGUUGGAGGUGGAAUUGUGGGUUUAGCAACGGCUCGUGAACUAACACUUCGGUUUCCAAAAUUUCGUUUUGCCCUUCUGGAAAAAGAAGAAGAAUUGGGGAUACAUCAAUCUGGCCAUAACAGUGGAGUUAUUCAUGCAGGUAUUUACUACACUCCUGGCUCUCUAAAAGCUAAGCUAUGCGUUGAAGGUAUGAAGAAGUCGUAUGAAUAUUUUGAAGCAAACAAUGUGCCUUACAAGAAAUGUGGGAAACUAAUCGUUGCAGUUAAUGAACUUGAGCUUCCGCGUCUAGAAAAGCUGUAUAGUUUUGCCCAGCAAAACGGUGUGCCCAAUGUUUCUUACAUUUCAGGUGACAAGAUAACAGAAAUCGAACCUAACUGUGUUGGUUUAAAAGCAAUUCAUUCCCCUGAAACAGGUAUAGUCGAUUGGAGAACAGUAACUUUAUCAUAUGCCAAAAAUUUUGUUGAGUCUGGUGGGACUAUUUAUAAGUCAUUUAAGGUAGGCGAAAUCUCUGAAACGAGUGAAAAUGUGGAUUACCCUGUUGUGAUCAAGAACGUUAAUAGUGGAUCAAACAACUCAGCUCAUAUUUCACAGAUCACAUGCAAGUAUGUGAUUACUUGUACAGGUUUACAGUCUGACCGUGUUGCUAAGAUGUCUGGCUGCUCUCCAAAUCCUGUCAUCAUACCAUUUCGGGGUGAUUAUUUAGUUUUGAAAUCUAAAAAUUCCUCUUUAAUAAAUGGAAAUAUAUAUCCUGUUCCUGAUCCCCGUUUCCCGUUCUUGGGUGUCCACUUCACUCCACGUUUGGAUGGAUCCGUUUUGCUUGGACCAAAUGCUAUCCUAUCAUUUAGUCGGGAAGGUUAUGGUCGCUUCGAUUUUAACUUCAAAGACUUCUUUGAUCUCGCAUCUAACCCUGGACUCCGGAAACUCAUUUUCCGUUAUUUACGUUUUGGUGUGAAUGAAAUAAUUGAUGGUUUAUUUAUUAAUCGCCAGGUCAAGCGGCUUAAAAUGUAUGUACCUAGCUUAAGCGUUAAAGAUGUCGCCAGGGGCCCAUCUGGAAUAAGAGCUCAAGCGAUUGACUCAGAUGGGACGUUAGUGGAUGAUUUUGUAAUUCAUUUUGGUGAUGGCAAGAUUGGUAAAAGAAUUAUGCAUGUACGUAAUGCACCAUCGCCAGCCGCAACAGCCUCUCUGGCUAUUGGUUGUGUGCUGGCCGAUAAAGCACAAGAGUGCUUUGAUUUAUCUCUUAGCGAAUCAAGAAGUUUUGUUUAGUGUUUUUUGCACGCUCCUUGAUGCAAAUUCUGCCUCUUCUGUUUUAAUUUCUUUCACCUAAAAGAACAAAUGGCUCUUGUUUUCUGAUCAUUUACUUUAAUUUUUCGUCUGUGAUCCUCUCAGGGAUAUUGAACAUUGCUGAAUUUUUUGUUGUCACUUAGAUAAUAAUUAUCUCUCAUUUAAAUUAUCUGGUUUAUAUUAUUACAAAUGACCAAAAAUUACAAUAAUUCAGAUUCCGAAGUAACAUUUUCAUUUACCUUACUAGCUGUUGCUCAGUUGAUCUGUUGGUUCAACAUUGUAUCGAACUGUGUUAUUUUGUUGUAAAUACUAGACAUAUGAUACUAUAUCGUAAACGAUUAUAGGUACGCUUGUAGUCGAUAAUUAAUUUUAGUAUAGAACUAUUCAUGCAAAUCAUUUUAUUGGUUUAUUUGCGACCCUAUUUUUUAUACGUAGAAUAUAGCCUACCAACCCAACACAUCACAUGUUUACAAAUUGAGUGCUAUGAUGAAAAGUAUUCAUAUUUACAAUCACUUGGGAAAUGAUCACUUAUGUAUUGAACACUAGUUACAUGGUGUGAUCUUACGCUCUUGUGAUAAUUCCGAAGUAUUUGUAUGGUAUUUAUUUAAUAAAUAAUGAUAUG